UGUCAAGAAGAUAAAAGGAAGUUAAUAAGGGGAGUCCCACUCCAUCUUUGAUUAAUUAGAUGUCUUCUUCGCCGUCGUCAAAGAGAAACUGGCCUAGCAUGUUCAGGUCCAAGCCCAACCCAUGGCACCCCCACUGUGACGCCGUCGCCGGAGACCGGGACGGCGGCCGGAGCUCUCCCGAUCAGCCUAGGGCGCGGUGGAACCCGAAGCCGGAGCAAAUACGCAUUCUCGAGUCAAUCUUUAACUCCGGGAUGGUCAACCCUUCCCGAGACGAGAUUCGGAGCAUCCGAGUCAAACUCCAGGAGUACGGUCAACUCGCCGACGCCAACGUCUUCUACUGGUUCCAGAACAGAAAGUCAAGAACCAAACACAAACUCCGGCAGCUCCACACCUCUCACGCCACCUCUCCGCCGCCGCCGCCGCAGCAGCAGCCGAACGGUCAACAACAACACCCAACUCCCCCUCCUCCUCCUCCUCCGCCGCUGCUUCCCCUCUCCGCAUCAUAUACGGCUGCCUCCGGCGGGUUCGCUUCUACUCCGGAUGAAUCUCCGGCAUCAGCGGCGGCGAGCAUUGAUUCGCUGGCUCGACUGAUGGGCUACCCGGAGGAUGCUGGGACGGCAAGAGCGACGGUGUUCAUAAACGGCGGGGUGGCGUUGGAAGUUGCGGCGGCGGCUCAUUUCAACGUGAAGGCGGCGUUCGGCGACGACGCGGUGCUGAUUCAUUGUCCCUCCGGCGAGCCGCUCCUCACCGACGAAUGGGUGAUUAAGAAACAAUUAAUGGCUUAUAGGGGAGAUGAAGAUUAUGACUAUUUGUUCAAGGUGGUGCUAAUAGGCGACUCCGGCGUCGGAAAAUCCAACUUGCUCUCUCGUUUCACCCGCAAUGAGUUCAGCCAAGAGUCGAAAUCCACCAUUGGCGUCGAGUUCGCCACACGUACCAUCCAAGUCGACGACGACAAGAUUGUCAAGGCUCAAAUUUGGGACACCGCCGGCCAAGAAAGGUAUCGGGCAAUCACGAGUGCAUAUUACCGAGGGGCCGCAGGAGCAUUGCUUGUGUACGACAUUACUCGCCACAUAACCUUUGAGAACGUGGAGCGAUGGUUGAGGGAGCUGCGGGACCACACCGACCAGAACAUAGUGAUCAUGUUGGUAGGGAACAAGGCGGACCUCGGGCACCUAAGAGCGGUCCCCACGGGGAGUUCGAGGGCGUUUGCGGAAAGGGAGAACAUAUUUUUCAUGGAAACUUCGGCCCUUGAGGCACUCAACGUCGAAAGCGCCUUCACCGAAGUGCUGGCUCAGAUCUAUCGGGUGGUCAGCCGCAAGGCCCUUGACAUUGGGGACGACCCAGCCGCUUUGCCCCGGGGAAGGGCAAUAAACAUUGGGGACAAGGACAAUUCCAAAGGUAAUGGAGGGUGUUGUUCUGCAUAAUAUGAUGAUGAGGAUGAUCAAAUCCAUGUAGUCUCUUAGGUGUCAUUC
This is a messenger RNA of Cuscuta campestris, 1472 nucleotides long. NCBI's taxonomy places the organism in Eukaryota, Viridiplantae, Streptophyta, Magnoliopsida, Solanales, Convolvulaceae. The record is from the annotation of a GenBank genome assembly.